Papaver somniferum (opium poppy) is the source of this 1320-nucleotide messenger RNA. RefSeq lists its product as uncharacterized. The record is from RefSeq and is a predicted model, not a curated record. The coding region runs from base 1 to 1320 and encodes 439 amino acids. The transcript has a single exon. Gene Ontology annotation, molecular function: nucleic acid binding; RNA-DNA hybrid ribonuclease activity. Lineage: Eukaryota; Viridiplantae; Streptophyta; Magnoliopsida; Ranunculales; Papaveraceae.
AUGAACCCGGCAGAGAAAAAUUACACUAGAAUUGAGCAGUUAAUACUAGCCUUCGUAUUUGCAACACAAAAACUUCGAACAUAUUUCCAGACCCACAGAAUUCGAGUGCUUAUGAAGUCUUCUAUAGAGUCAGUGCUCAACAAUGCAGCGAGGCCAGGACGGAUUUCUAAGUGGAGUGCUCAAAUCAAGCAGUUCGAUAUCUUCUAUGAGAUGAGAAUAACAGUAAAGGCACAAGCAGUGGCCGACUUCCUGGAAGAUUUCCCUUUAGACGAUGAGGAAGGAGUUGACGAUAUACCAGGCAUGGAAGAAGACCGAGAAGACCCCUCCGACCUCCUUGAAACUUGCAGCUCGACGCGAUGGGGAGCAUUCGUCGAUGGGUCGUCCAACAAAGAUGGGUCCGGCUUAGGGCUCGUCUUCACCACACCAAAGGGGAAAAAGAUGGUUCAUUCUUUCAAGAUGGAGUUUAAGGCAACAAACAAUGUCACGGAGUACGAGGCCGUGAUACAUGCUUUACGAAUGAUAGUAGAAAUGGGGAUCCACGACGUGAGACUGACCAGCGACUCCCAGUUGGUCAUUAGGCAGAUCACUGGGCAGUAUGCUAUACAUGAUCCAGUAUUGCAGAAGUAUUGGGAGCUCGCCCAAUUCUAUAUCGGCCAGAUACCAAACAUCAAAUUGCGACAUAUUUGUAGGAAAGACAAUCGACAUUCGGAUGCACUGGCGUAUAUCGCCUCCAUGCUAACAGACUCAAGCAUUGAAGGCAUCAGAGUCAUGAGAAUCAUGAUGCCAUCUUUCCCUGAGCCAGUAGACACAAAAGCAUAUGUAGCAGUAACUACAGCUGAUAAAUACGAGAACGACGAUUGGCGCAAACCCAUUCAUCAAUAUUUGGAGACGGGAGAAUUCCCUAAGGGACGACCCGAGAUCAGUAAAGUUAAAAGCAAAGAGGCGGCAUACGAAUUACGAGACGGCGUUCUGUAUAGGAAAUCCUACCUAGGACCAUUAUUCAGGUGCCUAAGAAAAGAAGAAGGACACUCAAUCUUGAAUGAAUUGCAUUAUGGGGCUGCGGGCAAUCACAGCUCGGGUCGAAGCCUGGCAGCCCGAGCUAAGACCAUGGGUUAUUUCUGGCCAUACAUGAAUGACGACGCAAAACACAUAGAAUUAGCCUGCGAUGAAUUCCAAAAAUUUGGAAAAAAGAUACAUGCACCUGCAGUAACUUUGAACUUAGUAAUAAGCCCCUGUCCCUUUGCCAAGUGGGGGAUCGAUAUCGUGGGGCCCCUACACGUCGGGUCGGGGGCAGAGAAAAUACUUGAUCGUGGAUACUGA